Vicia faba (fava bean) is the source of this 1599-nucleotide messenger RNA. The record is from the annotation of a GenBank genome assembly. NCBI's taxonomy places the organism in Eukaryota, Viridiplantae, Streptophyta, Magnoliopsida, Fabales, Fabaceae.
AUGGCAGGAGGAGGAGCUCCAGCUCCUAAAUCAGAUGAACCACAACCACAUCCACCAAAGGAUCAACUUCCCAACAUUUCUUACUGCAUUACUAGUCCACCUCCAUGGCCUGAGGCUAUACUUCUUGGUUUUCAACAUUUUCUAGUGAUGCUCGGCACAACUGUGCUCAUUCCCACUGCUCUUGUUCCUCAGAUGGGAGGUGGAAAUGCGGAGAAGGCUAGAGUUAUUGAAACACUACUUUUUGUUGCUGGUAUUAACACAUUGGUGCAAACUCUCUUUGGAAGUCGCCUACCUGCAGUAAUUGGAGGCUCUUAUACAUAUGUGGCUACCACAAUCUCAAUUAUUCUCGCUGGUCGAUUCAGCGGUGAACCGGAUCCGGUAGAGAAAUUCAAGAAGAUAAUGAGGGCAGUUCAGGGUGCUCUUAUUGUUGCUUCAACUCUUCAAAUAGUACUAGGCUUUAGCGGCCUUUGGCGUAAUGUUGCAAGGUUCUUAAGUCCACUUUCAGCUGUUCCAUUAGUUUCACUGGUUGGUUUUGGGUUGUACGAGUUAGGUUUUCCUGGGGUUGCUAAAUGUGUCGAGAUUGGACUGCCAGAGCUUAUAUUGCUAGUAUUUGUUUCACAGUAUGUGCCCCACGUGUUACAUUCGGGGAAAAAUAUCUUUGACCGUUUUGCUGUUUUAUUUACCGUUGUAAUUGUGUGGAUAUAUGCUCAUCUACUCACUGUUGGAGGGGCCUAUAACGGUGCUGCACCAAAGACACAGUCAUCCUGCCGCACUGAUCGUGCUGGACUUAUAGAUGCCGCUCCUUGGAUCAGAGUUCCAUACCCCUUUCAAUGGGGAGCACCUACAUUUGAUGCAGGCGAAGCGUUUGCCAUGAUGAUGGCAUCUUUUGUUGCUCUUGUAGAGUCUACUGGAGCUUUCAUUGCCGUGUAUAGGUAUGCAAGUGCAACACCAUUACCACCUUCUAUUCUUAGUCGAGGUAUUGGUUGGCAGGGAGUUGGCAUUCUGUUAUCAGGAUUGUUUGGAACAAUUACAGGAUCGUCCGUGUCUGUAGAAAAUGCAGGUCUUUUGGCUUUGACACGCGUUGGAAGUAGAAGAGUUGUGCAAAUAUCUGCCGGAUUCAUGAUUUUCUUUUCAAUUCUCGGAAAAUUCGGAGCGGUUUUCGCCUCUAUCCCACCUUCAAUUAUUGCUGCACUGUACUGCUUAUUCUUCGCUUAUGUUGGUGCUGGAGGUCUUAGUUUUCUUCAGUUCUGCAACCUAAACAGUUUUAGAACAAAGUUCAUAUUAGGCUUCUCUAUAUUCUUGGGCCUGUCUAUACCACAGUACUUCAACGAGUAUACAGCAAUCAACGCUUACGGUCCAGUCCACACUGGCGGAAGAUGGUUCAACGAUAUAAUCAACGUUCCAUUCCAAUCAAAAGCAUUUGUGGCUGGCGUUGUGGCGUAUUUCCUAGACAACACUUUACAUAAGAAUGAUUCGUCUAUUAGAAAGGACAGAGGAAAACAUUGGUGGGACAAGUACAAGUCAUUCAAGGGUGACACAAGAAGUGAAGAGUUCUAUUCACUGCCUUUCAAUCUGAACAAAUAUUUUCCAUCUGUUUAA